GGUUUCUUGCCGUCAGAUGAUCCUGGCUGCUGGCUGCAGGCUACAAUGUGGGUGUGGCCCUUUAAUUGUCAAUUACCGUCAGCCACUGAGGGCCUGACUAAUCAUCAUUUUGUCUGUGGUUCAUUCUUCCAGCUCAUGUGUGACAGGGAUCUGGCUCUCUGGGUCCAUGCAUGUGGAGGUCCAGCGCUCGGUGACGCGCAAACCUCUGUGUGCGCGCAUGGGUCAACAACACCUGAUCGGUGUGAUCAACACAGUGAAGCCUCCGGACUGCAGCGCACACACUGCCGGUGGUAACGGGGCUGUGGGUUCAUGCAUAAGGGGAUGACGGAUGGGGAGGUGGUGGUUCUGGACAGCCACCCGCAGCCGGACUACCGAAACCGGACGCGGCUGUACUGCAUGAAUGGCGGACAUCACCUCCAGAUCCUCCCGGACGGGACCGUGCAGGGCAGCAGGGAGGACUGUGACGCUCACACUGUUCUGAAGCUCAAAGCUGUGGACCGAGGUGUGGUGGUCAUCCAGGGAACAGAGGCAGGGCGAUACCUGGCCAUGAACGAUGAGGGGCGCCUGUAUAGUUCACCCACAGUCACUGACGAAUGCUACUUCCUGGAGAAACUGGAGGAAAACCACUACAACACUUAUCAACCUCAGAAGUAUAAGGAGAGGAACUGGUAUGUAGCGCUGAAAAAGAACGGAAAACCCAAACUGGGCCCAAGAACCCACAUCGGACAGAAGGCCAUCUUCUUUCUCCCCCGGCAGCUGGAUGACACGGGGGAGUGACGCCGCGGAGGCUGCAUGCGGUCAUCUGAGCGCCGGCUGCAUCACAAGCCACACUGACACAGCUCCCACUCGUCUAAAGGACCCAAUUCAGAUUUUUUCUCAUAUCUGAUGUUUUUGUCUGCGACUGUUCAUAUUCAUCUUUACACGUGACCUAUAUCUCACCUCAGUGUGAACAGAUCUGUACCAUGACCUCACAUUUACAACAAACAUGCUGCUGAACAGAAAACAUCAUUUGCAUGACAGUUCAUCAUCACUUUGAGUAAAUUAGUAAUGCAGGCAUUCAUUUCUUUUAUAGUUUGCUAUGGUAACAGUGCGUCAGCUGUUCAGGCUGAGGGAAAGAAGGCAAAAAAGGGGCUUUGAUUAAAGCGUCUUCCCAUGUAUCUGUUUAAUUUAUAACCUCUUGCCUCCCUGCAGUUGCUGCUGUGAUCCUCCAUAUUUUAUAUUGACGCACUGAUAGAGAUAUGAGUGUGCUCAGUGGGAGAGAAUUUCAGUCAGGUUUUUUUUUUUCCUUUUGCUGUUCACAUUGAAAUAAAAAACAGAUCUUUGCCAUAUUUGAAAAAAAAAAAAAAA
This is a messenger RNA of Myripristis murdjan (pinecone soldierfish), 1347 nucleotides long. RefSeq names its product fibroblast growth factor 1a (gene fgf1a). The record is from RefSeq and is a predicted model, not a curated record. Gene Ontology annotation, molecular function: growth factor activity. The transcript is spliced from 4 exons. NCBI's taxonomy places the organism in Eukaryota, Metazoa, Chordata, Actinopteri, Holocentriformes, Holocentridae. The coding region runs from base 310 to 777 and encodes 155 amino acids.